Molecule: messenger RNA, 1265 nt
Organism: Sardina pilchardus (European sardine)
Lineage: Eukaryota; Metazoa; Chordata; Actinopteri; Clupeiformes; Clupeidae
Product: bcl-2-like protein 13
Exons: 2
Coding region: 185-1144 (319 amino acids)
Biological process (GO): apoptotic process
Cellular component (GO): mitochondrion; membrane
Source: RefSeq, a predicted model, not a curated record
CUCUCUCUCUCUCUCUCUCCCUCUCUCCCUCUCUCUCUCUUCCCUCACUUCCUCUUCCCUCUGCUUAGCAGUGUGUCUGUUCCUUCUGUAACAUAGUCCUGUGCUGCAGUACACUCUCUGCAACCUUCAGACAGUUAAACAGGGCUUUCUGCUGAGUCUGGAAGGAGAGGCCCAGGGGGCAUCAAUGGAGGGUCCAAGCGCUGCCACCCCGUCUGGGGAGGGUCAGCAGGGGCAGCUCGGCAAGCCCACAGUCGCCACGAGUCCCGAGGAGACCAGCGGCCCCAGCUCCUGGCAAACCGACAGCCUGGCUUCAUCAUGGGCCACGGUGGGCACACUGGACCCAGACGAGGCCAAAAGCCUGGAGGCCGGCGAGUCCCUGCUUCUGGCCGAGGAGCGCAGCGAGAACCACUCCUCCAUCUCGGACAUCGUCCACCUGGAGCGGGAGGAGGCCGAGCUGCUGGAGGAGGCCGAGCGUCAGGAGGAGGCGCGCUCUCUGCGGGACGCGGAGGUGGAGGAGGAGAUGGCGUCCCGCGGGGUGGGGGUGGAGGAGCUCCAGGGGAGCGUGAUGAGCGUGCUGGGCACCGAGAGGGAGCUGGCCGAGCUGCGGGCGGAGCAGGAGGUCCAGGCGUGGCGCGGGGAUGCCCCCGGCCUGAAGGCGCCAAAGACUAUGGAUCUGCUCAUGUCCGUGGAGGAGCCCGAGCUCCAGGAGGAGCCCGAGGAAGUCGUCUGGCCUCUUCUCAGUUCAACGCCCCCGCCCGCAAUCCCAGAGCCACCGGCGACAGCCACGGUUCCUCUCCCUGUCCCCACCGUGUCGCCGCCGGUCCUUGUAGAUCCAGAAUUCAAACCACUCAAAGAGGUACCUUCAUUACAGCCUCGGCUAGAGCCACAGCCACCGAGAAAAGCACACAAGGUGCCCCUGGUGGAGACCCAGAAAGAGCCCCUGGCAGAGCCUGUUGCCGCUCCUCUGGCUGUGGAGGAGUCCUUUGACAUCCCGACCAAGGAGGUUCCUGCGACACAAGAACCUGAGCCAGACGUACCUCCCUCUUCUGCCUUCGAGCUCUCCUCACUCCUCUAUGGCAGCGCCGCCCUGGUGGCUGUAAUGGGAAUAGUGGCUUAUGGUGCCCUUGCACUCAGUCGGAAGUAGCCGACACUUCUCCACCCCACACUCCUUCAACUUAAAAAUGGACAUCAGUAGUUUUUUUUGUGAGACUGUAGAUUUUCAACAAGAUAUGUGAAAUGUUAUUACAUUUAAAGUAAAACAAAAA